CUUAUAACGUGGGUGGCAAAACACAUUAUUAGGCCCUCACUAACAGUACUUGGACGUGUGUAUAUUAUAGAAGACCAUGUUUUCGUAUCACUAGUAAAUUUUCUUUAUAGCCACGAAAUAGCUACGAUUUUUUGUAGCAACUUUUGAAAAAAUCACAAAGAAAAACAUAGAAACUCGUGUGAAAAUCGUGGUAAAACUAGCCAUAAUUUUGCCACGAAAUUAAAUGUGGUUAAAAAUAGCUAUAAUUUUGUCACGAAUAAUUCAAAACAAAUUUCGUGGCUAUUCUUAGCCAUGAAUAUUUCAUGACUAAAACGUAGCUAUUUUAGCCACGAAACUCCUAACUUUUGUUACGGUUUUUGAUAGGUCUUUUUUUGCUAUGAUCUUAUAACCACAUAUUUUGUUUCAUGGCAUUAGUAGCAAAUCUUAAAUAUAGCCACGAAAGCUUCUUCCUCUAGUUACCAUUGUAGCUGAACCAGCUUCGAACCUAUUUCUAUCUAUUGAUGAGAUUUGGAUGAUCUAACUUUGGGUACUUGUGUUUUGUGUUAAGUAAUUGAGUCAUAACCACGAAAAAACGUGGUUGUAUCCUUUUUCUUACUAGUGUAUGCACAUAUAAUAUUAAUUCUCAACUUUUAUUAAAUUUGAACUUUGAAAUAUGAUACUUUUUUUUUUUUUUGAAACUGGAAAUAUGAUACUUUGCGAAAGCUUUUUGGCCUAGUGGUCAGAAGAUUUAAAAGAUAUUACAUUAAGUUUGGGUUUUGAUUCUCAAAAGAUAUAAUUUCUCGGUUGUUCGUUAUGCUCGUGUAUUGCAAAGAGUAUGUCUAUCAAAGAUAAACAUGUAAAACCGUCAAGUAGAGAGAUACGUCGUGAAACUGAUGUAUGUUAAAUUAUUAAUCAAGCAUAUGAUAGUUAAUCAUCAUUUGUGAUAGUAACAAAGAACAUUUUUGAUAGAUAUAAUUGAUGAUUAGGCGAGUACUAAAAAUGAUAGUUUUACUUUUACCAGAACACUAUUUAGCCAAGAACCAGGCCUGCAUAUAUAUCUGAUACACUUGCUUUCUCACUUAAUUAAUUACAUUACUAUGCACGGACCCAAAGUAGAGAAAAAGAAACCUCACACAAAAAUAAGGAAAUUAUGGGAAUGAAAAACGUCUCAAGAAGGUCUAAAGUGACUUAUAAUUAAAUAUAUAUUUAAAAAAAAUCCAAAUUGCUGCUACCACAAAAUUAGUUCGUUGUGAUCAUCUAUCAACUAAAAGCUCGUGGCCUCAGCCUCUUGGAGUUCCUACAAUCCUAUAUUAUUCUCUACCAUUUGUUUCUUCCACACCCAAAUGCCUCAACAUAUUCUCAGUUUUUUUUUGUUAAUUAUUUUAUAUUACUAUGUUUACCCGAAAGUUCUAAAGUUAUGGCCGCUAAUCUUUAUUUUAAUUUUGUCUCAAAAAAUAUAAAUCUAUUUUAAUUUGAAGAAUAAUUUGUAUAACAUAGUUUUUUUUAUGACAUCGAAAAGGCUAUUCUAUUAAUCAAACUUGAAAUGGUCUGUGUAACCAGAUAAAAAUAGAACAACCAACAAAAUACAUAUCUCUAUGGAAAGAUCUUGUCGUCCUAGCUAGGAAGUCAGAGAUCCGAUUUUGUGGUCGUAGAACAUGGCAAAUCUUAAAUUCCGAAAAACAUAUAUGCGAAGUCUCUAUCCUAUCCAAUUCUGUUGCAAAACUAAGCCAAGUUUGUGGUUCCUUAAUCAUAGCAAUCAGAUCCUUGCAGUAUGUUCCGAAGCUCUGACAUGUCGAAUAUUGUAGCAUGCUCUCCAUCGUCCACCUUAAUGCUUCUAUUUCAAUGUGCAGAGGAGACUCUCGUCGUAUAUAAUUUCGUGUCCUCAUAAGUUGAGCAUUCCCCAAACUGUCUAUCCAAGCCCAUCCACUCCCGCUGAAUUGUGAUGUAGAUGUCCAUGAUCCAUCUAUCAUACAAAUAUUACUCAAGCUUAUGAUUUGAGAUUGGUCACUACUAUGCUCAUGUAAAGUCGAUGGAAUUAUUUCAUUCGCAUUGAACCAGGCUUGAGACUCACUCUCUGCAUAGCGAACUAGCUCCUAUGAUCUUUGUCUAUGCCCCUAAAAAGUUUAUCGUUCCUAGCCUUCCAAAUAUACAGAUUAUCCAGGGGUAUGAAUCCCUAUCUAAGGCUGGCUCGGCAAUGAUGUUCUUCCUCCAGAAAAGGUAAUCCAUAUUAGCAUAAAUACUCGAGAUAGGGAAAAUAUCUGAAUUCGUUGGAGUUGAAGAUAGGGUACAUACUUGUAGAGUAGACGAACACUCAAAUAUUGCAUGAGUAACAGAUUCUUCUGGUUCCCUACAUCUUGGACAGUAGUUAUCGCAUCUCAUGUUACGUCUUAUCAAGUUUUUUGUUACUGCCACGUGACAUGUUAUCAAUUGCCAUAUAAGAUGAUAAAUUUUUUGUGGAGCUUUUAUCUUCCAAGCAAAGGCCUGGAGCUUAAUUAUACUGGGUUCUAAUAUCUCCUUCUCUUCCUCACGUCGCAAUAAAUUACGAGGUACCCAAUAUCCUGAUUUAACCGUGUACAUACCAUUAUUCGUGUAAUUCCAACAUAAAGUGUUAUGUCUAUGAGUAAAGCUUAUGGCUAAACUUCUUAUAAGAAGUGUCUUCAGAGACCACGUAAUUCUCUAGCAAUCCAACAUCCCAUUCUUUUGUUUCCUCAUUGAUAAAGUCGCUAACUCUCAUGUUCGAAUGAAAGACUGGAGCUAAGGGGCUAGCUGGUCUAGUCGGUUUUGUAUAACAUAGUUAAUGACACAUCUACAAAUCAUUGAAUCAUAACUGUCAUCGAUCUCUAUCUUCAUGUAAACGUACGAUUCUUAGCUAAUUAACUUUCAGAAACUGCUCAGAUUCGUAUGGUUAUAUAUUUCAAAUUUGCAAAGAGAAAUACAACUCUUGGAGCUAGAUGUAAAGUUUAUUCCACUAAAGAAGUCCCCAAAGUAACCAAGUGGUGUUUGGUGAAGAUUCGCCCUGUGGAUCAAUGUUACAUAUCGAAUUUCACCAUCCAUGAAUAUCACUGAAGAUUUUCUUUGAUUAUUAAAAAUGAUUUAGAUGACAAGAAUAUUCGAUUUUCUACAUGACACUACUAAAAUUUGGUUUAUGAUCUACAAGAAAAAAAGAAUAAGAAAAAUCUCAAGAGUGUAAAACUGUCAGAGAACAAAAAAAUAUAACUCAUCUGUAACUUUAAAGUAACGGUGUAUACUGAUGGUAUAGCACAAAAUUGACGUACGUAAUUAGAAUUGUGUUCGUGAAUAGAAAUAAAGAUGAGAUUCCUUAAAGCUGGAUACAAAAUCGACGGCCAAGGUAAAAGCAUAUUUUCAGAAGUUCAUCUAUCUUUCGUACUAAUACAUGCACUCUCAACAAUUUCUGGUAACACUUCAUAUGGACUACAAGCUUUUUGUACACUUUUUUUGGCGUACGUACGUUAUGGAGAACCACAAAGCUGAAAGCAUGCGCCGCACGUGUCAAUAGCAUCUAAACACGUUGCUGGAUUCGUUACGCAUUUCGCUUUGUAUAUAAAGGUAGACUAUUUUGCUACGAAUUAGUAAUUAUUUAGCAAAAUCACCCACUUACACGUCUGCUCUCAGCAUAAGGUGGAGUAAAACUGUUCAUACGUGUGGAGGUCUACUAUUUUUUUCAAGAAAUUGAAAAAUAUUUCCACAUUUAUGUUUCUCUAAGCGAAAAUAUAAUUUUAUUUAAAUCUAACUAACUUUUGGAGUCUGCGUUCAUUAUAUAAAUUUGCAAGAGUCAAAGAAAAAAAAAGUAGUUCGACAACACGAUGGCCACAAAACUAUUAAUUUGGUUAAUAUAUUCUUUUCAUAUUAAAAACUAUUCUAAAAAAAAAAUUAACAGUAAUUUUCCAACUACCUUUUUCAUUGUUUUAAUUUGAGCGGUAGAUCCUAUUCUGGAAACAGAAAUCUCUACAUUAAUAACAUGUCUAAUUCCAGUAUUAAAAAGAUCAACGGAUAAGAAUAUUUGUCCAUAUAUAAUGGAAACUACAUUAGUAGGAAUAUAAGCUGAAACAUUUUCUGAUUGGGUUUCGACGACUGGUAAGGCAGCCAUACUUCCUUCACCUAAUUCAGAGCUUAAUUUAACAUUUUUUUUAAUGAGCUCAAAGAUCAUUCAUGUACCACAUACGCAUAAUAUAAAAGUAGAAAGUAUUGCAUGCAGUGGAAAAAAAAUCAUUGUUUAUCGUUUAUAUGAAUGAGGAAUUACCGGUAUAGUUUGCAAAAUUACAUGAAUCUGCUUAUGUUAGUGACAAAAAAAACUAUUCCGCACUUAAAAUAAACUGUAAAUAAAAUUUAUAAUAAUAUAAACACGAAAAUACAGAUCCACCUAGUUUUCCAAUCUCGGUAUUUCUCCGUCCAUAGUUCUAAGAGUAUUUAUAAUUUAUUGAUAUUUUGCCUUUAUAAUAGUAAAAAAAAUAUUUUAGUCAUCUUUUUUCGGUAAAAUAGAUAUUGCUUUGGUAUUUAUCAAAAAAUCAUAUUGUAUUAUAAAAUCAUAUUUUCCAAUUUUAAAAUAAUCAUUGAACUUUUCUAAUUAAAAUAAAUAUUUUUAUAGAAAUAAAAUUUUCAAUGUAAAAUAGAAAUAUAUUUUUUACAUAAUUAUCCUUUAAGUUUAAAAUAUGUACAAUUAUAACUAAUAUAAAUAAUUUUGGAAGACAGUUUUUUUAUCAAAAGAUGAUUCUUUAUAUAAGAAUCAAAUACAAAGAAGUUUUUCUAAGUCAGAUUUAGAAAAAAAUCAAAGAUACAAGAAUUUAUUUCUGGAGUUGAAAUGUAUUAAUUGAUCAUUUAUAAAAAUAUAAUAAUAUUGACGGUUAAAUAAAUCUACUAUUCUUUUGAUGAAUAAAUAAGAUUUAAUUUGUUUUAUUGUUGUUUGUAUAAUGUACAUUUAUGUAAUUAUUGACGGUUAAAUAAGAUUUAUGUAAUAAAUGUUUAUUUUUAAAUAAUAUUAUAAUAAUGUGAAAAAUCUUGCAAAAUUUAAAAUGAGUAGAGUUAAUUUUCAACUAUCAUAAUUAAACAAUUUUAAUUCUAAAUCAAAUAAAGAUGUUAAACUACUUUUAGAAUAAAAAAUAGAAAAAUACAUUAGAGAAGAGAAAUCUUCACUAUUCGAAACUUUUGGUUUUCUAAAUCCACUGCCGUUCGUGAUCAGAGAAGAUAUUUCAAUAAUGUUUGGCUAACUGAUAGUGUCUUUUGGACUACAUUAUUCUUUAGAAGAACUUUAAGUUAGACUCUAUUAUAUGGUGGGAUAUGAUAAAUCCAUAUUAAUAUUCCGGAAACAUAUUUUACCUGAAAUCAGCAUCUACUCAUAUCACAACUCAUUUAUGGUACUAAAAUUUAGUGGACCAUAGCGACAAUAAAUAUUGGGGAAGAAAAGAAAGAAAGAAAGAAAGAAAUAUCUGGGUGUAAUAAAUAUAACUGACGGGCUCAGGAGUGUCUAUCUGACUUGGCUACGUGUUCUCUCUAUUCUUCCCUUCUCCCUCUCUCACUUGUUGGGUGGGAGUAGAAGAAACAAAGCAAAAAAUGGCUACGAAAAUAUGUGAAAUGUGGAGAGAAAUGAAGGCUAUAACGGCAAUGGUGGUGGUUCAAAUAGCAACAGCAGUGUUGAAUAUUUUGUUCAAGCUUGCGGUGGUAGAUGGUAUGGAGCCAAGAGUUCUCGUGGCUUAUCGUCUCUUCUUCGCUACACUUUUCAUGAUUCCCCUUUCUCUUAUCUUUCAAAGUGCGGUGUUACCGAGUAUCUUCACCAUUACGGGCCUGGCUCUAACGUCAGCAACAUUCGCUUCUGCUGCUGCCGUUCUCACUCCCUUGAUCACUUUCGUAUUGGCUGCAUUUCUUAGGAUGGAGAGUGUAAGGUUUGGAACAAGAGAAGGGAAGGCUAAAGUUUUUGGGACACUCUUUGGUGUUGGAGGAGCUCUUAUCUUUAUAUUCUACAGAGGAAAAGAUAUUCAUAUGUGGUCAACGCACAUUGACCUAAUGAACAAAUCACAUGACUUCUCACGUGAUGCCUCCCACCAUAUUUCUAUCCUCGGGGCUCUUUUUGUUUUUGGUGGCAACUUUUCCUAUGCAUUUUGGCUAUUAUUGCAGGUAAAAGUAGGCAAACAAUUUGGAGGGGCUUACUGGAACGCGACGCUAAUGAACCUGACGGGAAGCGUUGUGGCUGUUAUUAUUGUUCUUUGCUGGAAUUGCGAUUUGAAGGAAUGGAAAUUAGGAUGGAAUAUCAGGCUCUUUACGAUUGCGUAUGCGUCAAUUGUGAUGUCCGGAAUGGUGAUAGCAGUCAACGCAUGGUGCGUCGAAUCUAGAGGACCAUUAUUUGUAUCGGUAUUUAGCCCUGUAGCACUUGUCGUCGUUGCUCUUGUUGGAUCAUUUAUUCUAAACGAAACACUUCACGUGGGGAGCAUAAUUGGUACAGUGAUUAUUGUGGGAGGAUUAUACCUUGUGCUAUGGGGUAAAAACAAAGAAAUGAAGAGUAUCACUCCGACCUCGGAUUAUAUUGAAACAAAUAAGACUACUAGCAAAGACAUCUCCCUUAAGAAUCUCCCAACAUUAAGUACAAAUGUCCCUUGAAUACGAAUACAAACCAACAAUUGCUUUUUAUAUAUGUUCUAUGCUUCUAUAUUAGGGAAUAUUAAUUUCUCUAUGUAUGUUAUAUGUGAUGAAGAUUUCUUGAAUGUUGUAAUUUAUGAUAUGGGAGUACAUCAAAACUAUCUCAGAUUAUAGUUUUGAGACUAAUAUAAAAUUCUAAAAUAUUUAUUGUUUUUAA
Messenger RNA from Brassica rapa (field mustard), 6784 nucleotides. RefSeq names its product WAT1-related protein At1g68170. Gene Ontology annotation, molecular function: transmembrane transporter activity. The record is from RefSeq and is a predicted model, not a curated record. Gene Ontology annotation, cellular component: membrane. NCBI's taxonomy places the organism in Eukaryota, Viridiplantae, Streptophyta, Magnoliopsida, Brassicales, Brassicaceae.